Molecule: messenger RNA, 608 nt
Organism: Alexandromys fortis (reed vole)
Lineage: Eukaryota; Metazoa; Chordata; Mammalia; Rodentia; Cricetidae
Product: small proline-rich protein 2D-like
Exons: 2
Coding region: 126-356 (76 amino acids)
Cellular component (GO): cornified envelope
Source: RefSeq, a predicted model, not a curated record
AGCACGGAAAUCUCUGAUGUGGAGUCAUAAGCUAGGGAGCCUAUUGAGAAAAACAGUGUUCCCCUGUAUGGGAACGGAUAUUAAUAAUACUCUUUUCCAAAUUCGGAUCCUGAGCCUUCAGCACGAUGUCUUACCAAGAGCAGCAGUGCAAGCAGCCCUGCCAGCCUCCUCCUGUGUGCCCACCCACAAAGUGCCCUGAGCCUUGUCCUCCUCCACAGUGCCCAGAGCCUUGUCCUCCUCCUAAGUGUCCAGAGCCUUGUCCUCCUCCUAAGUGCCCAGAGCCAUGCCAGCAGAAAUGUCCUCCUGUGCAACCUCCCUCACCCUGCCAGCAGAAGUGCCCACCCAAGAGCAAGUGAAUGCUUCAGCAGUCACCAGGACCAAGAGAAGAGGAGGAAAUCUGUCUCCUAUAUCUCCCUAGUAACACUCCCAUCCUCACUUCAAGUCUCUCAUGGAUACAGAAGAAUCGUCUACAUUUUUGUUCUCCACGUGUCUGUGAUGUCCCCUCAUAAGGAGGGCAUUUCUGUGAGGUGGUUGUGUUUCUACUGAGAAUGGUUUUUCCUGGAUUGUUAAUUGUGCCUCCGAUUUUGUGGGGGUGAGGAAGGCAGCAG